AUGGCCGUCCUGCUCAACUGGCUGUUUGUGGUGACCUUCAUACCAGUUUUAGCCUCAUCCCAAAGCACGACAAAUAAUGGAAAUACUAACAUUCAAAGAUCUACUGGUGGGAACAUCACAACUGAGACGCCCACAACUGGGAACACGGAUGUCACGAUUUCCAGCACCUUCGUUACCACAACAGAGCCAAUAGUAGCUGGGCUUGUGGCGUUUAUGCUGAUUCUGACAAUUGCUAUCAUCACAGCAUGUGCUAUAUUCGUGAAAAGAACCAAAUCUUCAAAAGGCAUGCAUUCGAAAGUCGUUGUGUCGUCAAAAUGUUGCAUUGUUCGUAAUCCCACUUCUUUCACUGCCAAGCUCCCCACUAUAAGCUUUGCAAAUGUUGUUGUGCAACUUCAUGGCGAAAGUGCAAGGGUAAAUGACAUCGGACGUGUUGCUGAAGAGACAACCCACGAUGAUGCGGAGAAGGGUGAAGCUCAAAACGUGCCCGCCCAGCCUGAACCCAUCAUUUGUACUUCAAUAACAACAGCUGCAUUAGAGGAACAUGUAGCACAAGUAACACAGACAGAGACACGAUUUAAAAGUGAAUAUGAGAGUUUACCUGCAGGAUUUACAAACACAUUUGACGAAUCAAGAGUUUUCAUGAACAAAGGGAAAAACAGAUACAUGUCAUACUACCCAUAUGACUACAACCGAGUGGCUCUCAGUUUCCUGCCAGGAGACCCAUCCUCCACCUAUAUCAACGCUAGCUACAUCAACGGAUUUAAAACGGACAUGGCAUACAUCGCAGCACAAGCCCCAAAAGAAAGGACACUGAAAGACUUCUGGAGGAUGAUAUGGGAGAAGAAAUGUGGCAAGAUCGUCAUGCUUACACACCUUGUUGAAAAGGGGAAGGACAAGUGUGAACAGUAUUGGAGUAUGAAACGUCCUUUCGUCAUCGGAGACCUAACCAUCACUGUUGCUAGAAGGGACACACGUUCUCAUUACAUCAUCAGGGAAUUCUCUGUCACAGAACGACACACAGAAGAAAGUCGGAUCGUCACGCAGUUUCAUUUUGUGGCAUGGCCCGACCACUCAGUUCCGGAAGUAACGUCUUUGCUGAAUUUCAUUUGGCAUGUACGGAAGGCCCCCACUUGUCAAGAUGGACCUCUUCUUGUGCACUGCAGUGCUGGUAUUGGCCGAACUGGAACGUACAUUACCCUGGACUACCAUCUGGACAAAAUUCAGACUGACGAUGAAGUUGACAUCUUUGACUUUGUGUGUAAACUGAGAGAUCAAAGGAAAGGAAUGAUACAAACAAAGGAGCAGUAUGAAUGUGUUUAUUCUUCUUUGGUGGAGGCAGUUGCUAUGGGAGACCAGGGUCUACCUUGCCAGCAAUUUCUAGAAAGACGACAGAUAGCCCAAACAUUCAAUCUCGGUAGCUGUUCGAUUGUUGAACUGCUGCAGAUAAUGAGGGCAAAGAGAGACAAACAAGAUCCAAAUGCUGAGUUACCAGGGAGAUUGGUGAUAAAUGGACAGUUGGACCAUUUUGCUUUUAUUUUGCAAUCCCACAUGUCUCGGUAUGGUUACGUGGUGAGUCAGACACCCUGCAGCAGGAACAUGGAAGGAUUCUGGAGCCUGAUCAGGGACAUUAACUGCAGUGUGGUUGUUCUCUUCCCAGGAGCUACCAAGGACAUAGAACGCAUGUGCCCUUCGUCAACCAACCAGUGUCUGGAAUGCGGCUCUCUAUGUCUCACUUACAUUGGGGAAACAAAUCUAACUGAAGCAACAAACAUGCUGAACAUUGCAGUGAACGUUCGGGAACAGGUGACCUCUCAAGCUAAAGACAUACAUGUGGUAUGCGUGUCCAAGAGUGAAAGCCCCUCUCUGACGUCAUUGCCAGAUCUGGUGGAGGUGGUUGACUCUGCACAAGAGGGAAAUAGCGAAAAGCUUGUGACUGUUGUGUUCGGUGAAGGGGACAGGAAGUUUGCAGCAAUGCUGUGUGUUAUCAGGAACAUCUUUCAAGGAAUGAUUCACGACAAUGAAGUGGAUAUCUUCAACAACAUCAACCGUGUGGCCCACAUAUUGCAUGAUGAAGACCUAACAGAGGUUGACGUGGCAUCCCUGUACGACAUCGUCGAUAUGAAGCUAGCAUCUCCAGACACCUACGUGAACGUCAGCAACACAGCCAACAUCACAGCCAGCAACACAGCCAGCAUCACAGCCAGCAACACAGCCAGCAUCACAGCCAGCAACAAAGAAGAAGGAGACGUUUAUGUAAACCUCUGAGGACAUUUAUACUUAUCUUCAUUGAUUAAGAUUGUUUUUGUGUAUUAUUUUGCUUGAAAAUACUAGUAAUACUAGUAAUACUAGUAAGCCAAUAAGAUUGCUUGUUGACUGGAGAAAUAUGUUGUUUUGGUGUGAUCCAUCUAAUUAUCCUCAAUGAUCAAUAAUGGAUUUCGUAUUUCAUAAUAUUGAUUUAUCUUUAUAUAAAACCUUUAUACGGUUCUUGCAAAUAUACACAGCUAUAAUGUCUAUGAAACUGUCAUUACCGCAUCUAUGACAAUAUAGACAGUAUCUCAUAAUUAUCCAUUCAGAAACCCCCAUUUUUCCUGUCAUUUACAUUCCCUUUACAUAUGCAGCAUUAACUGAUUUGAUGAAUGUAAUCAAUCAGUCCCAUGUGAACAGGAAUGCUUCAGGGCCUUGUCAGAAAUUGACCGCUCCGCCGACGCACUUUACAUUUGUAAUCCACAUUGGAUGUAUCAGGGAUGUCACAUCAACUACAUCCCCUUAACAGCGUGAUCAGUUAUGUCGAUACUCGGGGUCGUCCUAAUGGUCAUAGUCUGAAGAAGAGGUCGCCUAAACUAUAACUAAAAAUAUACUGCGGGUAAAUGAAAAUUUGAUAAACGUUAUAUUGGGGUGGGGUCGUAAUUGGGAAAGGUUAUCUGUGGCCUACCUAUCUGUCAAGGUUACAGUAAAGUUCUUUCGUAAAUUAUGUUUGCCAGUUUAGCUUCUCCUGCGUUUUGUAUGUAUGUGGCUAUAUUGUAGUGGCAUACUUGUGUAUGGCAAUCUUAUGAUAUCAUUGUUAGGUCAUAGUUACCUUCAAUCUUAUCGCUCCGAUUAGAAGCAUAUGCUAUAUUUUCUUUGUUACAUUGAAUACAACCAAGGAUCGUAAUAUUUUGUUCAUAUAAUGCAUAGCCCUUGAUGUUGUUUUUAAAGUAGUUCCUUUUUGCAUAUAUUUUCAAAGUAAUAUAGGACAAAACGCAUUAUGUUCACGAUGACUCGAUAAAUGUAGGAUACAAUUUGGUACUUUUCAUCUUUAGCAUUAGGCAUUGAAUAAUGGUCGCUUUAAUUAAAUAGAGCAAUUCCUUUGCGCACUGAACCAGUUGGAAACACCCGUAUUUACAUGACAUGACUUUAGCAAUUGAAGGUCAUACAACUGGACGUUCACACAACUUUAUUCAUAAAGACAAAAGUAGCAAGGUGGCAUAGAAGUAUCUGCUUCAAAGUUCUGUGGCAUUUCGCCAUGAUGAUGCGAAGUACUUUGAUCUGGUCUGAGGUUAUAGUCAGCAUGUAAUCGAAGGUAUUGGCUAUCACUCUGGAGUGAAUGAGUUAGGUUUAACGCCGCUUUUAACAGUAUUCCAGUUAUUUCACGGCGAGUCAGCUUAAUG
Haliotis rufescens (red abalone) is the source of this 3647-nucleotide messenger RNA. Its product is annotated as tyrosine-protein phosphatase Lar-like. Gene Ontology annotation, biological process: protein dephosphorylation. The record is from RefSeq and is a predicted model, not a curated record. The transcript is spliced from 20 exons. The coding region runs from base 1 to 2265 and encodes 754 amino acids. Lineage: Eukaryota; Metazoa; Mollusca; Gastropoda; Lepetellida; Haliotidae. Gene Ontology annotation, molecular function: protein tyrosine phosphatase activity.